This is a messenger RNA of Pyrus x bretschneideri (Chinese white pear), 1987 nucleotides long. Its product is annotated as cytochrome P450 714C2-like. The record is from RefSeq and is a predicted model, not a curated record. The coding region runs from base 62 to 1597 and encodes 511 amino acids. The transcript is spliced from 4 exons. Gene Ontology annotation, molecular function: heme binding; iron ion binding; oxidoreductase activity, acting on paired donors, with incorporation or reduction of molecular oxygen. NCBI's taxonomy places the organism in Eukaryota, Viridiplantae, Streptophyta, Magnoliopsida, Rosales, Rosaceae.
ACUCACAACUCACAAAAAUAUAAGCCUGCAUAUUACUACGCACGUUAAGAAAGACAGAGAAAUGGAGAUCAUCAUUCGAUUUUUCAUCAUCGCCAUCGUCAUGGCGCUGCUGUACGUCUUUUGCAGUUUAAUAUUUUCCUUGUGGGUUUUUCCAGCUCUUGCAUAUAGGAAGCUCAAGAAAAAUGGGUUAGAUGGUCCAUCUCCAAGUUUUCCAUUCGGAAAUAUCAGUGAGAUGAAAAAGGAGAACAUCAAUGUUAAAAGCUCAAGUAUCUCCCAUGACAUACACUCGACUCUCUUUCCCUUUUUUGCUCGCUGGCAAAAUUCUUUCGGAAAGAUGUUCGUUUAUUGGUUGGGGACGGAGCCAUUUUUGUACAUAGCAGAUCCAGAGCUACUGAAAAAACUGUCUACGGAGGUGACAGCAAAAAACUGGGGGAAGCCUGCGGUGUUCCGACGCGAUAGAGAAGCGAUGUUCGGUAAUGGCCUAGUCAUGUCCGAAGGCGAUGACUGGGCCCGUCACCGCCAUGUUAUCACUCCUGCUUUUAACCCAACAAACUUGAAGGCAAUGGCGAGCUUAAUGGUGGAGACCACCAACAAAAUGCUAGACAAUUGGACGACCCUCGUAGAUUCCGGCACUCAAGAAUUUGAUAUCGAAAGAGAAAUCACAGCAACCGCCGGAGAGAUCAUCGCCAAAACCAGCUUUGGCAUCAGCUACCAAAGUGGCCGGCUAGUGUUCGAAAAACUAAGAGCCUUGCAAACGACACUAUUCAAAACGAUCCGUUUCGUGGGAGUUCCUUUCGGGAAAAUGAUGCACCCUAAGAAAGCCCUAGAGGCCAGAAAACUUGGGCAAGAAAUUAACCAAUUGUUCUUGUCACUAAUUGACGAAAGACGCAAAAUGAUCACAGGGUCGGGGCCGCAGAACGACCUGCUUGGCUCGUUGCUUAAACAGAGUGAACAUGGAGGGUUCACAAAGUCCUUAACUACAAAAGAAGUUGUGGAUGAGUGCAAGACAUUCUUCUUUGGAGGUCAUGAGACAACUGCAUUGGCAAUCACAUGGACAAUGUUGCUCCUGGCCACCCACCAGGAUUGGCAAGAUCAGUUGAGAGAGGAGAUUAGGGAAGUGGUCGGAGACAAAGAAAUUGACGUGAAUAUGCUUUCUGGACUAAAGAAGAUGGGAUGGGUGAUGAACGAAGUCUUGCGGCUAUACCCUUCAGCACCAAAUGCACAAAGGCAAGCCAAAGCCGACAUUCAAGUGAACAACGACCUGUCGAUUCCGAGUGGAACAAACAUGUGGAUUGACAUCGUCGGCAUGCACCAUGACCCGGCCCUGUGGGGCGACGACGUCAAUGAGUUCAAGCCGGAGAGGUUCAAGGACAACAUCCACGGAGGGUGCAAGCACAAGAUGGGGUACUUGCCUUUUGGGUUUGGAGGGAGAAUGUGCAUCGGUAGAAACUUGACUUUCUUGGAGUACAAGAUAGUUCUAACCCUAAUUCUAUCUAGGUUUUCGUUUACCAUCUCUCCAACAUACUGCCAUUCCCCUUCUAUUGUCCUAUCUCUGAGACCUUCCGACGGCCUGCCUCUAGUACUCCAACCCCUCUAGACACCUGGGCCCCACGUUUUUAUCACUCCUAAUUGCUAUUGUAUCUGGUAUGUAGGAGCCCUAACCUUUUCCCCUCGCCCUUUUUUUGGUUUUUUUACCCCAACUUAGGACGAGUUUUAUGUACGACAGUCCGCAAGCAGCUUUCUGGGUCACGGCCUGGUUAUUACGCUAUUAUAGGGGGCCGGGUUUGGUGUGUGUAACCGCACCAUCACGUGUCCUUAGACUAUUUCUUAGAGUUUCUCCCUUCGCCUUAGGGUUAUUCAAUAAGUUUUUAUUCGUUAAUAAUUGUUUUCAAGUGGCAUUUCAUUGUAAGCUAUAUUGAGUAUUUGGAAAUUAGUGGCAUUGAUAUACUGAAUAAAAGCAAAGGAAACAAAUACCAUUACAUUUCAA